GCGUUCCUGCUGAGGGAAACGGUUACGCCCUAGAGCUGCUGACAGCGUCAGGAAGCUGUUCUGGGGGAGCCUUCAGGACUACUAGCUUCCUCCCCAAAGCCAAGGAAGUGAGAGUUUCCUUCUUUCUGGAAAUCCCAAGAGUGUAAUCACAUUGAAGAAGCAUUUCCACUUCUUAAAAGGGGUCCUCACACUCCCUUGAUGUUUGACCAGCUGUCCCAAUGGGAUUUUUGCUAAGUAAAGCUUCCACUCAAACAUCUGCUGUGCUGGUGAAUUCAGAAGUGAGCGAUCACUUAAUGCAAGGAGCUGAGAAGAGUGGAUUGGAACCAGUGACGCGGUUAUUUCAAAACACCAACAAAAUAAAGUUAGAAGACACAAACCAAGAAAACUUCACAAGAAAGGAAGGGACUAACACAGGAUGGAAUUCCAUAAGCUAUGUGAAGGAGAACGAUGGCCUUGUAAUGACAGAUUUGGAAUGAAGUCACCUGGACACAUUACCAGAGAAAUCAAAAAUUGAUUUUGAUUAGAGGAUGUGUUCAAUGUAGCUGAAGUCCAUUAGCCUAACAAAAAAAAAGGAAGGAAGGGAGAAAAGGCCCUCCUGAAUCCAAAGCAGAUUUCUUCGGUGUAUAUCCUAUCCCUGUCAAACACCACAGUUGUUUUUACUAACAGUAUUUGAUACUAAUGCACUUUACCGUAAUAUAAUAAAGAUCUUUUGCAAGUGGUAUGAAAGGGGAAGCUAAGCAAAGCAUGGCUGUUUCACACCUUUUCUGGCGAAGCGCUUUCAUAUGCUGCACUUCAAGUUCAGGGGUUUGCUUUGGAGUCCCUUACCUUUCACAUGGUCAGGAACUCUUUCUGUUCUGUGAGAGAGCACUGUUGAUGGCUCCUUAGAAAAGAACAGUGAGCCACCUCUCUUCAGAAACAUUUCACACUCAUGUCUUUUUCUGCCAUGUUGCCUUUAUUUCAGAGCUAGGGUGUAGUUCUUUCCAAGUUAAAUGUGUUCAUCGUGUAGUAACUACCAUUUUAUAACAAUAUCUCAUACAAUAAAAGCAAAAACUUAUAUCUGUUGUUAAGAUAUAUGUAGUCUGAAAAAUUAGUACUGUCCCAAGCAAUGGUAGGUGAAAUUAAAACUAUUUAGUAUCUAGAUAUAUGGUGAAUUGUAAUUAUUUAUAUAAUAUGUGGGUUUUGUUGUUUGCUUGGUUUAUUGUUGUUGUUUGGUUUUGGUUUGAUGCUAGAGAUUGAAUCUAGCAUGAUAAACAUGUAACUGCUACUGAGUUCCACCCCAUGUUUUGAACAUGUUUUUGCAUGCUAAUACUUAAUAACUGUAUGUAUUGUCUAAUUGCAUUAUCUCAAUAUUAUUAAAAGAUAGAGAAAAGGCAUCUUGGGAUGGGAGGGGAACAAUAUUUUAUGAGGCAGGCCAAUUCUAAAGAAAUGAAUCUUGAGCCUAGUAUUAAAAACAUAGUUAAAUGAUA
Messenger RNA from Mesocricetus auratus (golden hamster), 1466 nucleotides. RefSeq names its product chromosome unknown C2orf15 homolog (gene CUNH2orf15). Bases 219 to 476 code for a protein of 85 amino acids. The record is from RefSeq and is a predicted model, not a curated record. The transcript is spliced from 3 exons. Lineage: Eukaryota; Metazoa; Chordata; Mammalia; Rodentia; Cricetidae.